Pan troglodytes (chimpanzee) is the source of this 2346-nucleotide messenger RNA. RefSeq names its product putative gustatory receptor clone PTE01. Gene Ontology annotation, molecular function: olfactory receptor activity. Gene Ontology annotation, cellular component: membrane. NCBI's taxonomy places the organism in Eukaryota, Metazoa, Chordata, Mammalia, Primates, Hominidae. Gene Ontology annotation, biological process: G protein-coupled receptor signaling pathway. The transcript is spliced from 2 exons. Bases 19 to 843 code for a protein of 274 amino acids. The record is from RefSeq and is a predicted model, not a curated record.
CCUGCGAUAUUGGGAGUAAUGUCGUCCUCCCCAAACCUGGAUGUUAGCAAUGACAUCACAGAGGGGGUGUACACACCGUGCGACAUUGGAAGUAAUAUGAUCCCCUCCCCACCUGGAUACUGGGAAAGAUACCACAGCGCGGAGGAUCCAGAACUGCAGCCGGUCCUCGCUUUGCUCUCCCUGUACCUGUCCAUGUAUCUGGUCACGGUGCUGAGGAACCUGGUCAGCAUCCCGGCUGUCAGCGCUGUCUCUCCCCUCCACAACCCCAUGUACUUCUUCCUCUCCAACCUGUGCUGGGCUGACGUCGGUUUCACCUCGGCCAUGGUUCCCAAGAUGAUGGUGGACAUUCAGUCGCAUAGCAGAGUCAUCUCUCAUGCGGGCUGCCUGACGCAGAUGUCUUUCUUGGUCCUUUUUGCAUGUAUAGAAGGCAUGAUUCUGACUGUGAUGGCCUAUGACUGCUUUGUAGCCAUCUGUCGCCCUCUGCACUACCCAGUCAUCGUGAAUCCUCACCUCUGUGUCUUCUUCGUUUUGGUGUCCUUUUUCCUUAGCCUGUUGGAUUCCCAGCUGCACAGUUGGAUUGUGUUACAAUUCACCAUCAUCAAGAAUGUGGAAAUCUCUCAUUUUGUCUGUGACCCCUCUCAACUUCUCAAACUUGCCUGUUCUGACAGCGUCAUCAAUAGCAUAUUCAUAUAUUUCCAUAGUACUAUGUUUGCUUUUCUUCCCAUUUCAGGGAUCCUUUGGUCUUACUAUAAAAUCGUCCCCUCCAUUCUCAGGAUUUCAUCGUCAGAUGGGAAGUAUAAAGCCUUCGCCACCUGUGGCUCUCACCUAGCAGUUGUUUGCUGAUUUGAUGGAACAGGCAUUGGCAUGUACCUGACUUCAGCUGUGUCACCACCCCCCAGGAAUGGUGUGGUGGCGUCAGUGAUGUACGCUGUGGUCACCCCCAUGCUGAACCUUUUCAUCUACAGCCUGAGAAACAGGGACAUACAAAGUGCCCUGCGGAGGCUGCUCAUCAGCACAGUCGAAUCUCAUGAUCUGUUCCAUCCUUUUUCUUGUGUGCGUGAGAAAGGGCAACCGCAUUAAAUCUCUACAUCUGCAAAUCCUGCCCCUUAGUCACAUUAUUUUUGUGGCUUGAUGGCUUUUAUUCCUUUCCGCAUUUCCUUUGUGAAUAUUGCUUUCUUCGUUAUGCCUUUCACUGGAAUGGGUGAGGAUUCUGGGAUCCUCUGUUUAGCAGAAACCUCAUGACAGAAUCCUCUAUACCUAGGCGGCCUCUUUUACUUUCUGAGCAAUAACCCUGUUAUCCAGCUGGAAUCACAACCAUCUUUUUAUAUACACGAAGUCCUCACUUCAUUUUGGAAUUCCCUGAAACCUGACUUUAUGGAAACAAUGUACAGGAGGUCCUCCAACACCAUUGGUUGUUCAAAGUUGUGUAGUUACACUGUUGAUGAAAAAUAAGUGGUUUCACUCUACAUAAUUUUGCUUCAAGGUGAAGUUUCCAAGAGACUUUCAAAGAUGUUAAGUGAGGACAUACUGUAUAUCAAAUUCAUAUCCUCUUCCACAGUUCAUGUGGAAUUUCUUUAUAAGCUGCUUCUAGAGAAUCUAUUUAGGCAGGUUAUGUGUAGAGAUCCGUGUCGCCAUUCCUCAAUCUUGGCUUUGAGUCCAAUCACCUGGGGAGCUUACAAAUGAUGAGGCCUGGAUGUCAAUACCUGAGAUUCUGAUUUCCUUGCACCUGUGUGAGUAUGUGGAUUUUUUUUUUUUUCUUUUAAAGCACCAGAGGUGGUUCCAAUGAAGAAGUUUUUAGAGGCAUCAAACUCCAAUGAGUAAGAACAGAAAUUAAUUGUAAUAUGAUUUCUUCAAAUAUUAUCUUCAAAUGCAUUGUCCAUCAACACCAUACAAAUGAUUAUUAUGCUGUUUUUUCUUACCAUUUCUCAUUUUCUAUUUCUUUCUUUUCCUUUUUUUUUGAGUCAAGAGUUUCACUCUUGUUGCCCAGGCUGGAGUUCAAUGGCACAGUCUCGGCUCACUGCAACCUCUGCCUCCCGUAUUCAAGCAAUUCUCCUGUCUCAGCCUUCCAAGUAGCUGGGAUUACAGGCAUGCACUAACAUGCCUGGCUAUUUUUUUUUUUUUUUUUUUUGUAUUGUUAAUAGAGACGGUGUUUCUCCAUUUUGGUCAGGCUGGUCUUGAACUCCCAACCUCAGGUGAUCCGCCCGCUUCUGCCUCCCAAAAUGCUGGGAUUACAGGCAUGAGCGACCGCGCCCAGCCACCACUUAGCAUUUACAUUUUACAUUUGUUGAAGUUAUAGAUUUAUACACACAUUGAUUGCUGCUUUGUUAUACACUUGCAUAUACAUAA